This is a messenger RNA of Tigriopus californicus, 1162 nucleotides long. RefSeq lists its product as uncharacterized. The transcript has 3 exons. The record is from RefSeq and is a predicted model, not a curated record. Gene Ontology annotation, cellular component: nucleus. Bases 10 to 1104 code for a protein of 364 amino acids. Lineage: Eukaryota; Metazoa; Arthropoda; Copepoda; Harpacticoida; Harpacticidae.
UUCAUCCCGAUGUUCAUGACCCCAACCAAAACAUUGGAUCGCAACCAUCGCAACCUCUCUGGCCUUCUACUAUUCAUCCUCUCCUAUCCCUCUAUUCAUGCCUGGAUCCCUGUAUGCUACAGCAACGACUGCUUGACACCAGAUUCCCACUUCAACCCCAUUGAGCGUGAAGUCAUGACGCGGUUACUGCUCGGUCUCAGACCCAUCGCCCUUCGAUCCUGGCGGCCUCGCCAUUUAUCCCGCCAUCGCGGACUGGAGGCCCAAUCCCAGGAUCCGGGCCCGCCUUCCUCCCCGCCUUCCUCCCCGCCCAAGCCUUCCCUGUUUAAUCGCUUUUUCCGGAGUCGUCAACAAUCCCAAGUGGAAGAGGCCCUGGAUGACGAGUUCCAACUGCAAGAGGAUUACCACCGCGAGCUCGAAUACGAACAACGACGGACCCAUCUCCAACGGAUUCGCAACAAAUCCGGACUCAGAGCCUCGGAUCGGCGACAAUUAUUGGGUCAUGCGCCCCUAACGGGCCUGAGCCUCAUUUACAACGAUGAGCAGCGCUCGCCACGCUAUCAACGGGGAUUGUGGGGCCGUUACGGCACCCAAGCCACGGGUCUACAUCCCGGAGUGGCCUGGCCUAAUGCCCGAGAAUUGCACGAAGCCCAAGAAUAUGAGCGAGUUCUGUAUGACGGGAAAUCCUUGAAGCAGUUGAUGCAAGAAGAUCGCGAAUCUCACCGUCAAAGCGAACUCGAGAGGCAACGCAGGGAGGAGGAAGUGGAGGCCAAAUUCUUGGUCAUGGAGCGACAGAUCAAGCAGGCCGAAGCCAAGGUCGAGCAACGCCUUCAAAUGGCCCAAAAGGAGAAGGCCAAACGAGAAGCCAUUCUGGCCGAGAUGCGUCAAGAGUACGGAUACGAUGUGGAUCCAAGUUUGCCACAAUUUGCCGAAGAUUACGCCCAACGAGAAAAAAUCCUAUCCAAACAGUCUAAGGGGGAUAAGAAGAAGGUUUACGAAGACAAAAAGACCAAAUCCAAGGUCCAAGCCAAAUCGGGAAACGAAAGCGAAAGCAGUACUACUAGUAGUGGUGGUGGUGGUGGUUCAAGCGAAAAGUCCGGCGAAUGAAGGCCGAACAUUUGGGCUCAUGUUGUUAUUUGCAAUAAAGAAAAUGAUUAGAAACCUC